CACAGACUGCGAGAAUCACACGUUAUUUGUAGGCAUUUAUGGCAGCAUUUGGCUAUUGUUUUGGUGUUUUCUUUAUACAGUUUUAGUCACCAUUUAAAGGAUUUUAUGAUUUCAAUCAAUUCAAACGACAACACAAUCACAUCCAUCGGUGAUCGACAAACACCAACUCACUGUCACUUGACGUGAAUCUCGUGGUCACACUUUGAGCCACUCUGCAAUUAUCUGAAACCAUCGAGACUUGUGUCCAUCCAAUGCGAUCCAAGUUUGAUAUGACUAACCAAAUGGUGAGAUUGUCUCACUUGAGACGUGUCUUCACUGUGGAGGACACCGAUGGUACGGAUGAGGACACCGACGACGACGACGACAUCCAAGUAUUGGUGGCCAACACAGCACAGGGACCGCUCACAGACAGCACAUCCAGUCCGGAGUGCCAACCGAUUGAGCCGAAGGCCAAACUCGACCCAAAGUUCACUAAUUUCACGCUUUUUGUCAAAAGUAUUGGUAAUAUAGACAAGAGAUAUGUGACGACAGACAACGGAUUGAUUCCCAUCAGCGAAACGAUCACAGAAUUGGAUCAAAUGAUUAGGUGUCGCGAUAUGCGCUCAUUUGAGGAUCUCUUAGACCGCUAUAAUAUUUCUCAUUCUCGUGGUGUCGGGGGUAGGGAUCAGUCGCUCAGUGGACGCAAUGCGAGCACAUCUGUGGACAACAGUCACAGCGACUCAUCGGUUGUGGCGAAGAAGAAGCGCAAAAAGAAAGGAAAGGCUUCUGCCGAUGACGUCGUCACCAGUGGAUCCAACGAUAUGAGUGUCGUAUCGCUCAAAGUAGAGGGCAUUCAACAGAUUAAGUCAAAGAACAGCUUUAAAUUCAAGUGUAAAGUCUGUGACAUCUCUUUCAAUGGUUUCGCCUGUGCUUUGAAGCACAGCACUAGUGAUGAACACUCGAAGAUUAAAUUCGGUGAUGACUUGAAAGGACUGGACGCCCAGUUCACCAUUGAUUCACCAAAUAUUGGUGACUGUGAGGUAGCCAUCGCUCGGCGACGAGAGCUCAAGAAAAUCAGUUUAACUGAUAAACAGGAGUAUGUGUCGCACGGAAUCAGACUUAAGGAUGGCUUCGGGACCGACGCUUAUAUUUGUUCUACUUGUGAUCUGAAGUUCAAAUCCAUACAUGAGGUGAAGGAUCACAUCGAGAGUUUGGCCGCCGAUAUCGAAAACACGGAAAACAAACCUGAGUUGAAAGCAGUGGACAAUUCUGUGGCACUCUAUGUACCGAAAUCUCCGCCUUUGGGCCAAACGCUCAGCAAAUUAGAUUUGAAGCUCAAGAAUGAAGGCAUAAAAGCGACCGAUUCUGGCGUCGACUCCAAAUUUUACUGUCUUUUCUGUAACAUAUACUUCGACUGCAAGAAGACGGCUGUUCUCCACACCAGUGAUACUCGA
Molecule: messenger RNA, 1433 nt
Organism: Oppiella nova
Lineage: Eukaryota; Metazoa; Arthropoda; Arachnida; Sarcoptiformes; Oppiidae
Source: the annotation of a GenBank genome assembly